Molecule: messenger RNA, 3942 nt
Organism: Ilex paraguariensis (yerba mate)
Lineage: Eukaryota; Viridiplantae; Streptophyta; Magnoliopsida; Aquifoliales; Aquifoliaceae
Source: the annotation of a GenBank genome assembly
AUGGAGUUUGAGAAGAGGAAGGCUUACACACUGUCCUCCAUGAACUCACCAGAGCCAGACAAAUCCCCCAAAGGCACAAUUGACAAACCAAUCAUCCCCCUCCUCAACACCCUUAACUCUCACCCUUCUUACUUCACCACCAGCUCUUGCUCUGGCCGUAUCUCCAUCCUCUCUCAACCCACCACCACCACCACCGCCGCCGCCGCCACCAUUAAGAAAAAGGCCAAAGGAGGCACAUGGGUCUUGAUCUCACACGACCCAGUUGACCCGGAGUCAGUUCUCAACCUCCUCUUCCCCAAAGAGCCGCCUCGCUGUGUCAUCGAGUCCACUCAUGACCUUGUAUUUAGAUUUGAACCAUUGAUAAUUUCUAUUGAAUGCAAAGAUUUAACUUCGGCUCAAUUUUUGGUUUCAUUGGCUAUUUCUUGUGGGUUCAGAGAGUCUGGCAUCAACGGUGUGAACAAAAGAGUGAUCAUCGCAAUCCGGUGCUCGAUACGGUUGGAGGUGCCAUUGGGAGAUACCCAGAAGAUCAUGGUGUCGCCAGAGUAUGUGAAGUACCUUGUUGGUGUUGCAAACCAAAAGAUGGAGGCGAAUAGGAGAAGAGCCGACAAUUUCCUUGAAGCAUUGUUGAAGAAUGGUUUCACAGGAAAAGGGACUAAUGUGGAUAGAGGUGAAAAGAACUUGGUAAAUAGUCAAGUGGACUAUAACGAUAGUUUGGUUUUUCCUGAAGCUGAAAAGUCUGAGUCUUUGUUGGAGUCUUUGCACAAUGAUGAUGAUGAUAGAGAUAUUGAAAGGAGAUAUACUCAAGCCACCCAUUGUGGGUCAUUGGGAGCUCCUGAUAUCAGUCUCUCAACGGAACAGAUAAUGAUUGUAGGCGAACCUGUUGAGAAGCUUUUCCUUUGGGGUCACUCUGCUUGUACAUUGAAUGGCACAGAACAUCAAAAAAUUCUUGUUUUUGGUGGUUUUGGAGGCAUGGGAAGACAUGCACGGAGAAAUAACUCCUUACUACUUGAUCUAGUCAGUGGUAAAUUAGAAGCAAUCGAUGUUCAGGGCACUCCAUCUGCACGCUUGGGUCACACGGCUUCUAUAGUUGGAGAUCUUAUGUUUGUUAUCGGAGGCAGGACUGAUCCGGUGAGUAUUCUGAAUGAUGCUUGGGUCCUGAAUACAGCAAAGAAUGAAUGGAGGCUGUUACAUUGUAGUGGCAGUGUGUUUCCGCCUAGGCAUCGACAUGCAGCAGCCGUUGUUGGUUCGAGAAUAUAUAUCUUUGGUGGAAUUAGCGAUAAUGUUAUCUCUUCCUCCUUAUAUGUCCUUGACACACAGAAGUUGGAAUAUAAUGAGAUAUGCAUCAAAGAGGAAUGGCCAUGCCCCCGUCAUUCCCACACCCUGGUUGCAUAUGGAUGUCAGCUAUAUUUGUUUGGAGGAUAUGAUGGCGAGAAAGCACUAGGAGACCUUUACAGUUUUGAUGUUGAAACUUGUCUAUGGAAGNGGGAAUGGCCAUGCCCCCGUCAUUCCCACACCCUGGUUGCAUAUGGAUGUCAGCUAUAUUUGUUUGGAGGAUAUGACGGCGAGAAAGCACUAGGAGACCUUUACAGUUUUGAUGUUGAAACUUGUCUAUGGAAGAAGGAAAAGAUGGCUGGAAGAACGCCAUAUGCAAGGUUUUCUCACUCAAUUUUUGUUUAUAAGAACUACCUUGGCCUCAUUGGGGGAUGUCCCGUGAGACAACAUUAUCAAGAGUUGUCAUUACUUGAUAUGCGCUUAAAUGUUUGGAAGCAUGUCAUGGUGAAUUCUAUUGGUAAAGAUCUUUUUGUUCGUUGCACAGCCAAUAUUGUUGGUGAUGAUUUAGUAAUGAUUGGUGGUGGAGCAUCUUGUUACGCAUUUGGAACAAAGUUUGGUGAACCAUUGAGAAUGGACUUGCAACUGUUAAGGUCCAUAGCUGAUAGUUCUAUUAUUGCUGAAAUUGGAGAAAAGCAUGUCAUUUAUCAAAAUGGAUCUUUAGCUGAUAGUUCUAUGCCUAAAGAAAUUGAAGAAAAGCUUGUUAUUUACCAAGACAAAGCGGUGACAGAGGCAAAAAAUGGUGAAUUCCAAUUUUUGCAGAAUAAAAUUAAAGAGACAUCAAACAGAGGUCCUGGCUUGAAUAUUGAGGCUGAAGGACUGGAAAAAGUUGCCGCACAUCUGAUUGUUGCUUCGCAUUGGGUUCUACAACUUGAAAGAAAAUAUGCAAAACUGGGGAAAGACAUACUGAAAAUGUUUGGAUGGCUGGAUCUAGGGAGAAAUGUUUACUCCCAGGAAGAUGGAAAAUAUAUUUGUUUCCCUGUUUUGGAAAAGUUUUGUGCUGAAUAUCGCAAUAACCAGCAUCACUUGGGAGAUGCAUUUGAGGGAUUGGACGACCUUCAUCCACCAGAAGCAUUUAACAAGGAGGAGAUUUCAUUAAAGAAUAUCUCUUGUUCAAUGGCCUUGGAUGUUCUAAAGGCAUGUGGUGCUACAAAACUUGUAGAUGAGGUUGUCAAAGUCAAAAAAAUUUCCACCUCCCCUUUGAAAUUAAUGAAUGAAGCCGUGGCCUCUUUAAUAGAGCAGAAAGGUCUGCCAGAACAACUCUUAGAGCAGUUACCCACAAGAUGGGAGCGACUAGGAGAUAUUGUGGUGCUUCCAGUAACAUCCUUCAAGGAUCCAAUAUGGAACUCUAUUGGAAAUGAGCUUUGGCCAGCUGUUGCAAAAUCACUUGGUAUUCAGCGCCUCGCUCGACAGGGCCGAAUUGCAUCAACUGGGAUGAGGGACAGUACUUUGGAGAUUCUUGUAGGAGAUAAUGGCUGGGUUGAGCAUCGCGAAAAUGGGAUUUUAUAUUCUUUUGAUGCCACCAAGUGCAUGUUCUCCUGGGGCAAUCUUUCUGAGAAGCUUCGAAUGGCUGGUCUUGACUGUAGAGAUGAAGUUAUUGUCGAUUUGUUUGCUGGCAUUGGAUACUUUACAUUGCCAUUCCUUGUCAGGGCCAAUGCAAAACUGGUGUAUGCUUGUGAGUGGAAUCCCAAUGCUGUUGAGGCACUCCAACAUAAUCUUCAUACUAAUUGUGUGGCAGAUCGUUGCAUCAUACUUCAAGGAGAUAAUCGAGUCACAGCUCCUAAAGGUGUCGCUGAUCGAGUAUGUCUUGGUCUCCUGCCAACGAGUGAGGGCAGUUGGGUAACUGCUGUAAGGGCAUUAAGAAGAGAGGGUGGGGUAUUGCAUGUGCACGGGAAUGUGAAGGACUUGGAGGAGGUUCUGUGGACAGAACAUGUUUCAAAAUCCAUCUCUGAUAUUGUUGAGUUAGAAGGUUAUUGUUGGGAGGUCUCAGUAGAUCAUGUGGAGAGAGUGAAAUGGUAUGCUCCACACAUACGCCAUCUUGUUGCAGAUGUGAGAUGCAAACAGAUUCAAAGUCCGCGCCUGGUCCCCCCGUCUCCCCUCCUCCCUGUGCAUAAGGGUAAAGAACCUUUGGAUGAACUAAUGCGAAUGGGUGUAAACCUCGAUGCUCGGAAUCACCCAGUGAUAGCGUGGGUAAUGCCAGUUGGCGAAGUGGCAUUAAGCACAUCCCUAUCGAUCAGAAAUGGUGAAGUUAAUGAGAAUUGGAUUCAAGGCAAAGGUGCCUUGAGAUCUCAAUCCAAGAAGUUUAAAAUUCUGAUAAUGAAUGGUGUCGCUGAUAGAGUAUGUCUUGGUCUCCUGCCAACGAGCGAGGGCAGUUGGGUAACUGCUGUAAGGGCAUUAAGAAGAGAGGGUGGGGUAUUGCAUGUGCACGGGAAUGUGAAGGACUUGGAGGAGGUUCUGUGGACAGAACAUGUUUCAAAAUCCAUCUCUGAUAUUGUUGAGUUAGAAGGUUAUUGUUGGGAGGUCUCAGUAGAUCAUGUGGAGAGAGUGAAAUGGUAUGCUCCACACAUACGCCAUCUUGUUGCAGAUGUGAGAUGCAAACAGAUUCAAAGGUGA